Lethenteron reissneri (Far Eastern brook lamprey) is the source of this 2301-nucleotide messenger RNA. RefSeq names its product forkhead box protein A2-like. The record is from RefSeq and is a predicted model, not a curated record. NCBI's taxonomy places the organism in Eukaryota, Metazoa, Chordata, Hyperoartia, Petromyzontiformes, Petromyzontidae. Gene Ontology annotation, molecular function: DNA-binding transcription factor activity, RNA polymerase II-specific; RNA polymerase II cis-regulatory region sequence-specific DNA binding. Gene Ontology annotation, biological process: cell differentiation; regulation of transcription by RNA polymerase II; anatomical structure morphogenesis.
GGGGGGGUUGGAGGGGGGGUGGAGGGAUUCGCUCCCCUCGAUAUAAACCCCGCGCGACGCUCUGCGCUCACUCCGUAACUCCAGGGCCACACGUGUGAUCAUCCCGCCCCUGCCCGUUCAUCCCACACAGCAUCUGCAACCAACCACCACCAUCAUCAUCACCACCAACAUCAUCAUCAUCAGCAGCAGUACCGUCACCAACACCAUCGUUGUCAUCAUCUACCUUGGCAUUCAUGGUCGCAGCAGCUUUGGGCGGAGCUCUUAUCAAUGCCAUCAUCAUCGCCACCAACAUCAUCAUCAUCAACAUCAUUAUCACCAACAUCAUUAUCAACACCAACAUCAUCAUCGCCACCAACAUCAUCAUCCCCAACAUCAUCAUCACCAACAACGUCAUCAUUAUCAUCAUCACCAACAUCAUCACCAACAUCAUCACCAACAUCAUCAUCAGCAUCAUCAUCCCCACUACCAUCGUUAUCACCAACAACAUCAUCAUCACCAACAUUAUUUGUGAGGUCGCAAUACGCAGCAGCAGCAUGUUAAUAUUGUCACGGAAAUAAUAAUCAAAAAUCGUCGUCAUCGUCAUAAUCACAACUUUUGGUUAUUUUCCAUCACGAAGUUCAUUAUAAUCAUCACCCUCAUCGUUAUCAUUUAUCAAUAGCACGUAGCUCCUCGUCAUUACACAUUGCAGUACUAUUCAUUACAUUUCAAAAUAACAAUCAACCAUCAUCAGAGUAUUUAUUCACAUUCGUCACGGAUGUUGUCUUAAGCACAUCAUUAAAUAAUUGAUGAAGCUUCAUCACAAUCACAAUCAUCAUCAGCAGCAGCAGCGUGAUCCUCCGAAUCAAUCAUCGCCGCCCCACGAUGUUCAACCACACCCAGUACCCGUACAACUGCUUCAACUUCGACGACGAUGAUGGGCUGGAAGACAGCGAUGAUAAAAGAUCGAGACCGCCAUACAGCUACGUUGCUCUGAUCGCCAUGGCGAUCCGGCAGAGCCCAGAGCGUCGUCUCACUCUCGCCGACAUUUACGACUUCAUCCGCUGCAGCUUCCCCUUCUACCGCUCUGGCACCGCGUGCCGCCAGCAGGCGUGGCAGAACUCGGUGCGACACAAUCUCUCCCUCAACAGCUGCUUCCGCAAGGUGCCAAGGCCAGGAGGAAGCGGCCAGGGCAAAGGGAAUUUUUGGACAUUUUCUGCAGGAUGUGAAAACAUGUUCGAACUGUUUGAGAAUGGGAACUUUCGUAGGCGGAGGAGGCAGCAGCAGCAUCAUCAGCAACAGCAUCAUCAGAAGCAGAACAGCAGCAGGGUGCUUCGUCGUGGGAACAGCAGUCAGCAACUUCAUAAACAGCAUCAGCAGCAACAGGGCAAUCAUCAUCAUCAGAAUCAUCAGCAACAUCAGACUCACGAUCAGCAGCAGAAUCAUCAUCAGCAGCAGCAUUGUCAUCCGCAGCAGCAACACCAAGAUCAACAGACGCAAAUUAAUCAGCAGCAGCAUAUUAAUUACCACCACCAUCAGCAGCAGCAGCAGCAUCAUCAGCAAAGUUAUCAUGACCAGCAGCAGCAAGGGCAAAAGGAACAACACAAUUAUAAUCAUCAGCAGCAGCAUGAACAGCAAAUUCAUCAUCAUCAUCAGCAGCAGCAACAACAACAGCAAAAUCAUCACCACCAUCACCACCAGCAUAGCCAUCAUCAGCAGCAGCAGCAAGGGACAGGCAUCAUCAACUCUUCUGCGCUGCCUGCAUCGUCCAUUGUGUUCACGGACAAAGACGGUCUCCAUUGUGGGUCGUCCACCACCACCACCAUCAUCAACAACGACGACAACGACGACGAUAUCACCACCACCGCCACCACCAGCAGCACAAGCACGAGCAGCAUCAGCAGCAGGAGCACGACGAACUCAACAAGCGCUCGGAUCUCGUUCAGCAUCGAGUCCAUCCUGGCGGAGCGAGGGUUCUCAGCGCCAGCAGCUGCCGUCACGUGGAGCGCGCCCGGCUGGCCCGUGCCGGGCCUCUCGUACGGCCACCCAGGACCCAGCGUGGUCGGCCACCACGACACCGCGUGGUGACCAUUAAGCCACGGCGAUAAUAAUGAUCACUUACACUCCCCCAGCUAUCGCUCCCUCCCCCCUGUCAAUCUCCCCCUCUCUAUCACAUCCUAUCAACCCCCCUCCCUCCUUCCCUAUCACUUCCGGUGGUGGUGUGGUGGUGGUGCGGUGGUGGUGGUUCUGGUGCGGUGGUGUUGGUGUAGUGGUGGUGCGGUGGUGGUGGUUCGGUGGUGGUUCGGUGGUGGUAGUUCGGUGGUG